AUACGUUACUUCGGAACGUCCGAGAAGUUAUUAGUAGAAGUUGCUCUUGUGUGGAUACAUUUAGGCCGUAAAUAGUCGUGUUUCCUUUAAUUCAGAUACGCGCGUAUGUUUAUUUUACUUCGCAGGAAACAUAAAAUUACGUCAUGGCAACGUACAAUUAGCGUCUAACGACAGUCCGUUGUUGUAGCAAAGCCUUUCGGGAGCGGUGAGACGCCAUCUAAAGUUGUUGCCAGAGAGCAAAAAUUGUGACAUAAUGGCGCAACUUUUAGCGAUAGACGGCAGCAGAGUGGCGUUCUUUAUGAUUUAAAUCAAUAAGUGUAUUUGUGAUUGUACUAAGUGUUUCAUCGAACUCAGUUUUCUGUGUUGUAUUUUCGGUGAAGUUUUCUCUAAACGGAAAGGCAAUAUUGUAGCAUCUACAGAAGAGGGUAGUGGGACAUUUCCCAACCGACUCGAUUGGCGUAAACAAAACGAAUAUACCAGUCAUCUUUGUGAACAUUAAAAUGAGUGCCCCUGCUGUGAAACAGUCACUCCCAGCUUCUGGAACUCCAACUAAAGUUGGCCCAGGUGCACCUGCUUCUGGGGCUGCAAAUAACUCUCAGUCAGCAGGUGUACCAAAACUGUCAGCUGUGAGCCCAGCUAAGCCACCAGCAUCAGGAAAUGCUAAUCACAAUGUAUCAAAUAUGCCUCUUAGUUUAGUUCAGGAACACAAAAAUGGAAGCGGUCAGAACCAGACCGUGUCUGGGCCACCAAGAGGAUCUGACAAGAACAGAGAUCUUGCACCUUCAAGUGCUCUGAAACCUACAUCAAAUGGUGUGGAAGGGUCCCCAACUAAGCCCCAACACAGUUUAACAAAUUCAGGAAAUGAUAAGAAGUCAGAUGAAUCACAAGCAGUUGCAAAUCAUUCAGCUGAUUCAAGUGUCACAUUACCUACAUCCCAGACAACACAACAAUCAGUUCUGCCAACACAGCAGGGAACACAGUUACAGUCUCAGUUGCAGUUACAACAACUGCAGAUGCAGCAGCUGUUACCACAGCAACAGAUGAUGUCACAACAGCAAAUUGUACCCCAACAGCAACAGUCACUGAUGCAACAGCAGAUGUUGCCACAGCAACAACAGCAGCAACAAUCACAGUUUAUGACACAACAUGGGAUGCCAAGACCAUCCCAACAAAUACUACCACAACAGCAAAUGAUCGCGCAACAACAUAUGAUUGCACAGCAGAAGCAACAGAUGCUAGGGCAACAGGGAAUCGGUCAACUCGUAAUACCCCAACAACAAAUGCAGACACAACAGAUGAUACAAGCACAGCAACACCUGCAAGCCCAACAGCAUCUACAAGCACAGCAGCAACAGAUGCAAGCACAGCAAUUACAACAGCUGCAGGCUCAACAGCACAUGCAAGCUCAGCAUGUUCCAGGGCAGCAACAGAUACAGAAUCAAGCACACAUGCAAGUGCAGCAACAGCAGCAUCUCCAACCUCCACAUAUUCAGACACAGCAGCAGAUGCAACAUAUGCAACCACAGCAGCAAGCACAACCUCAGUUACAAGUGACACCACAAUCUGUACAGCAGCAGGUUCAGCCAUCUCAGCAACAAAAUUCAACAAUAUCACAUUCAGUGCAACAAGCCCAAGCACAACAUGGGAAAGGGCAACAGCAGUUGCAAGAGCAGCAGCCACAACAACAGAACCAAGGAGAGAAACAGCCAUCUACGGUGCAGGAUAACCAGGAAACGCAGACACAACCAAACUCUGGACUGGAGGGCCAAGAAGUGUCGACUGCUGUUACGUUGACGACAGCUGUCGCCAGCAGUGUACCAGAAAGUGAAACAGAAGAGCAGAAACAGGGGGAAAAAGAACAAAAUUCCCAAGCAGAAACAAGUGGAAAGGAGCGGACCCCUAAAGAUGAAAAUGUAACGUCAGAGAACACAGAAACACCUUCAAGUACAGCAGGUUCUGAUGCUAAGAAAGAAGAGACAGAGACUGCAAAACCAGAUGCAUCAAGUGCUGUUACAGAAGUGGCACAAAUUGCUGAGACAGAAGAUAACGUUGUUGGAGGUUCUGGAGCUGAUUCAAAUGGUGAUAUGCCCAGUGCUGGUCCGUCAACCUCUGAUAAUCAGAUAGCAGGGCCCUCUUCAAGAAGUGAUUCAUCAAAAUCUCGGGCUGAUGGUCCAAAAUCUGAAUUUAAAGUUGCGACGCCUCCAAGAAGCAGCAAAAGAAAACGUGAGACAAAGCCCAAUGAGGCAGGUAAAUCUGAUGCAAAAGACACCGGUGAGGAGCGCAAGUCAAAACGUGUUCGUACCAGGACACAACCUUACCAGGCUCCAUUACCAGAACUGCAGUACAUUUCCAAACUAAAGACAUUGAUGAAGUCACCAGAUGACAGACUCAUAGUCUUCUACAAGAAUGAGUUUUUAGCUGUACGAAAUACAGAAGGAGGUUUUUUUGUGUGCCAAACUCUCCAAAACAUUUAUAGAAGCAGUCCUCGUAUUCGUAUACGUUGGUUGUCAGAACAAGAGCCAAAGGAAAAAGACUCCAAUGUGUAUAUUCCUGACUUCUAUGAUGCUACAGAUUUUGACUGUAUACUUACUAAUUUGGAUUUGAAGAAAGUGGACAAAAACAAAUAUGAGCUUCCCAAUGGAGAGAGGUCUCGUACUGAAAACAUAUUGACACGUGCACUACAAUUUGAGAAGGGAGUGGAGAAGCCUUCUGUGACUGAAGAACAUCCUGAUGGUCUUGAUUUAUCUUUAUAUAAAGAUGAAGCUCAGUUGAAGAAAAAGAGGAAUUCGAAGAAGCGAGUGUCAAAGAAAAGAACUUCUGCUGGGACUGAAGGAGGACCAAGCACAUCAGCUGCUGAUGCUGAGAGUGGUGAACCUCCAGCUAAGACAGCUCGUAAGUCAAAAUCCACCAAGAAAACUGGGAAAGCAAAACCUCCUUCAAAGGAAAAACCUAAGGCUAAGGACAAGGAGGGAUCAAAGAAACCAGAGCGUGAUAAUGCACGUGAGAAGCGAAAUAGUGCUAAAAAGAAAACUGAGAAAAGUGAAUCGAGCAACAAAUCUAAAAAGAGCUCGUCUACAGCUGCAAAAGUGACUACAGAGAAAAAGAACAUCAAAACUACACCAACUAAAAAAACAGAUUCAGCUGAAACCUCUAUUCCAACAAGGUCUGCAAAAACCAGAAGUGUUAAAGCUGGAGCUGCCCCUUCAAAGACUUCACCCAUUACUAGGACAAAGGAGCGUGAACGCAGGGGGGUUAAUGCUAAGGAGAGAAAGAAACCAGGCAAGAAGGCCUAAGACAGUGAGUGAGUGAUGUAUCGUUAUCAAAUUAACAACUCUUAAGGGUGGAUAUAUGUGGCAGGGAGAAACAUAUCUUUCUGUCUAAGUGUUUUUAUCAGCCCACAACUAUAUGGACCUGUUGAUAGUAACAAGUGAAUAUUUUAUACCUGACAUAAAGUGUUUUAUUGCACCCAACAAAUCUUUUACUUUUUAAUGGAGUCUAUUACUUUUGUUCUAAAUCAGAUAUUAUAAUGAUUUAUGGCUGUUGUAAUGGUUAUUGGCAGAAAGAGAACUGGAUGGACAUGGGACAGGGUACAAGAUGAUUUGGAAGUCUUGUAAAAUGCAAAUUUGAUUGCGGUACUUUGUACCGUUAAGUUGGGAUAGAAUGUGUAUCACAUGAUGUGUUCUGCAUCCCAGAUUAUUGUGAUGUUUCUUAUUGGAUCUGAAAAGUGAAUUGCUGCUGUUGGCAUCUUGGAGAUAAAUAUCUCCAAGGAGAAGGUGGGAUCAUUAUCAUCUGCACAGUGUUUUAUCUUAUUGCUGUUUCAUGGCAUAUUUGUAGAAAAGAAAAAGAUGAUAUGAAUGGACAGUUGUUGAGAUUUGCUUUAACUCUUCAGUGAAAUUUACAUAGAAAUGUCGUUUCUGUAAAACAUUUUUCUAGUGUAGUAGCAGCUGUUUCUAUAUAUUUUUCCCAACUGCUCCAAAAAAUACCUUACCAUUUCCCAAUGACCGCUAAAAUUAAGAAUUUAUUGUGACUGUACUUUCACUGCAUAUAUUUAUUCCACGGUGCAACAACUUGUUGCCACAUGCUAGCUCUGACACAGAGUUGCUCUCUGUUUUCUCAGCCAAUGCUGAGUUUGAAUUGCAUGUUGUUGAAUUUUAAGUGUGUGUGUGUGUGUGUGUGUGUGUGUGUGUGUGUGUGUGUGGUGGUCUUGGGGAAGGGAAGGGUUUGUGCAUAAUGUGUGUGCUCCCCCCCCCCCCCCCUCCCCCCCAAUUUGCCCAUAAUUCCUCCUUACCUAUGUGUGCGUGUGCGUGUGCGAGCGAGCGUGAUUUUUCUGGGAGGGGGGUUGUGUAUUGCGCAUGUGCAUGCUCCCCCCCCUCCCCCAAUUUGCCCAUACUCCCUCCUUACCCAAAUAUAUAUAUAUAUAUAUAAAUAUAUGUGUGUGUGUGUGUGUGUGUGUGUGUGUGUGUGUGUGUGUGUGUGUGUGUGUGUGUGUGUGUGUGUGUGUGUGUUGGACUUUUUAAUUAUAAGCAGCUUGAAAAUUAGUGAAGACAAGAGAGUGACUUGAAACAAAGCAAAAGCAACUUCACUGAUGACAUUGAAAAUAUUUGCAUAUGUGUGUAUACAGAAAUAUAUGUCCGUGUAUGUUUGAGCUCAUGUGUUCUUGCCGUGUGUAGGUCUAUGUGAGGCUCAUUUAAAUGAAAAUAAAGUAUAUAUCAAUUUUAGUGAAGUGUAACAUUGUAAUCAAAACUUGUUUUUAAUAGACCACUUGCUUAGUAGUAAGCAGACUUUGUUGUUUAUUUCUUUCACACUGAAAUUUGUUAAGAACUGAAAGAAAUGUAAAAUGAAAAACAGGAAAGUAUGCCAUUAGCUAGUUAAAUCACCAAGAGUAUUGUCUGUGUUUCUAUGUGGUAGAUUGUAGUUAUUAUUCUAUUAUUACUACAUAAUGGUUUUAUGUUGUGAUUAGUAGUGCACAUUAAUCUGAGUGUAUGAAUGUUAUAAUUGGAAGCUGUAGAGGACAAAUUCCAGAUACAGCAUUUAUGGCAAAAAAAUCUUUGUUCAGUGUUUGUGUGUGUGUUAACUAUUGUGUUACCUGCAAAUUCUGUGGGUAAGAAAGUAGCAUUUCUGUUAAGUGUUUUUGGGGGUAUUUAAGUACAUACAUGUUUAGUCCAAGCUUCACCAUAAGAAACUGCUUGACAGCAUAAUGGUAUAACUUGUAAUCGUUAUGGCUACUAUUUUAGUCUUUUCAGUUUUUAACAUUUUACAUCUCAGGCUGCCCCAGCAAUUUGCAAUCACGAAUCAGAUUAUCAGCGUGUCUAUAGCAUAAUUUUGGAGAUUUUCGAUUUAUCUCAUGGUUAAUUAUGUAUAUGGAAGCAGUAUGUUUUCAUCAAUAAAUAGUGUAGUUAAUUUUUAAGUUAUUCAUUGUUCAUUUACAUUACACUUCACUUCCUCUUCAUGUCAUUCAUGUACAGCUGUACACUCUUCAGAUUAUGUACAAACAUAAAUCAUGAAAUCUCAGAGUAAAAGUAAAACACGUGUAAACUAUAGUAAAGAUAGAUAAUACGGUAUUAUUUGCAAUUUGUACCAAAUGUUAACUUUUGGGCGUACAUACGCGCGUGUGUGUGUGUGUGUGUGUGUGUGUGUGUGUGUGUGUGUGUGUGUGUCCCUCUUUCAUUCAUGAUUAAAUGUACAGUGUUAGAUCCAGGACAAAACGUAAUGCAAACAGUGAAAGCUAUCCAAACUAUAAAUAAAUUUUCUUGUAAAUUUUAUAUUUUGGGAAUCUGGAAGACUACUUGCCUUUCAUUAAUGGCCCCUGUAAUAGAGAGCCAUUCAAAUGAGUCUUUAGACUGUGGACGAGACAACUACAAUGUCGACGUUUACCAACUUCUCAAGCUUUUUCACCAUCCCCCCCCCCCCCCCCCCCCCCCUCCCGUCUUGGUGGACUUGACUAUGGUUUCUGAAAGUUUGAUUCUCCAGCUUAUAUUGCUAUAUGCUUUGCCCUGGCAAAUAUUUUCAACAAUGAUGACCAAUUAUCUGUCUUUAAAGUAGUUUAAUUCAACAUAUUGUCAUAUAUGUAUAUAAUUGUUGUGAUCCAUGUUAUCAGAAGCAGACGUUUGUAAAAAAAUAAAAAAAAUUGAUUCAUUUAAUGAUAAUGGUGUGUGUUGAGAUAUGUUCAUCUUCACAAAGAGAUAAUUGAUGUAUUAGUUAAAUCUAACAAUUCAUGGGUAUUUAUAUUAGACUUCUGCAACAUAUAGCACAUUGUACUUCAGUAGCUCCACCAGAAAAAAAAAAAAAAAAUAAAUGGCUAACAGUGACCUGAUGCCUGCAGUCAUUAUGGAUGAUACUGGGCUUCUUUC
Messenger RNA from Schistocerca americana (American grasshopper), 6350 nucleotides. Its product is annotated as homeotic protein female sterile-like. Bases 501 to 3293 code for a protein of 930 amino acids. Lineage: Eukaryota; Metazoa; Arthropoda; Insecta; Orthoptera; Acrididae. The transcript is spliced from 7 exons. The record is from RefSeq and is a predicted model, not a curated record.